Messenger RNA from Nycticebus coucang (slow loris), 6297 nucleotides. It is a transcript of the gene EPB41, whose product is annotated as erythrocyte membrane protein band 4.1. NCBI's taxonomy places the organism in Eukaryota, Metazoa, Chordata, Mammalia, Primates, Lorisidae. Gene Ontology annotation, cellular component: cytoskeleton; plasma membrane. Gene Ontology annotation, molecular function: structural molecule activity; actin binding. Gene Ontology annotation, biological process: cortical actin cytoskeleton organization. The coding region runs from base 209 to 3241 and encodes 1010 amino acids. The record is from RefSeq and is a predicted model, not a curated record. The transcript has 22 exons.
GAAGGCGGGAGGGCGCGCGCCGGGGCUGCUCGCUAGCUUGCUCACUUGCUCCCUCCCUCCCUCCUCCGGUGGGUUUAGUCCGUCCGCCAGCAGCCUGCGAGCCGCAGAGGGCCCGAGCGUCGGACGCCGCUGCCUCCUCCUGCCAUUGUUCGUCGGGCUGUAGCUGCAGUGGGCGCGGGAGCCCGGGCCCCAGAGCCACCGCAACAUCAUGACAACAGAGAAGAGUUUAGUGGCUGAGGCCGAAAAUUCACAGCACCAGCAACAGAAGGAAGAGGGAGAGGGAGCCACAAACUCAGGCCAACAAGAAUCUCAGCUGGAGGAGGCUUCGCAAACAGCAGCUGAAGGAGAUAAUCAGUAUGACCAGAAGCUGAAAACGUCUAAUGGGGACACUCCCACACAUGAAGACUUGACCAAGAACAAAGAGCGGACAUCAGAAAGCAGGGGCCUGUCACGACUGUUCUCUUCCUUUCUCAAAAGGCCCAAAUCUCAGGUGUCUGAGGAAGAAGGCAAAGAAAUAGAGUCAGAUAAAGAAAAAGGGGAAGGAGGCCAGAAAGAGAGAGAUUUUGGAACCAGUUUUAAUGAAGAGAUCAUUUUAAAGGCCCCAAUUGCAGCUCCUGAACCUGAACUCAAAACAGACCCAUCUUUGGAUCUUCAUUCAUUAAGCAGUGCAGAAACACAGCCUGCUCAGGAAGAACACAGAGAAGAUCUAGAUUUUGAAACUAAGGAAGAAGGACUUGAAGAGUGCUCCAAAGUAGAAGUAAAAGAAGAAAGUUCUGAAUCAAAAGCAGAAAGGGAAUUAAAAUCUUCCCAGAAAGCAGUCAGAAGACACAGAAACAUGCACUGCAAGGUUUCUUUGUUGGAUGACACGGUUUAUGAAUGUGUUGUGGAGAAACAUGCUAAAGGACAAGAUUUACUUAAACGAGUAUGUGAACACCUCAAUCUUUUGGAAGAAGACUAUUUUGGUCUAGCCGUUUGGGAUAAUGGAACCUCUAAGACAUGGCUGGAUUCUGCCAAAGAAAUAAAAAAGCAGGUUCGUGGUGUCCCGUGGAAUUUUACAUUUAAUGUAAAGUUUUAUCCACCUGACCCAGCACAGUUAACAGAAGAUAUAACAAGAUACUAUUUGUGUCUGCAGCUUCGGCAGGACAUAGUUACAGGACGUCUGCCCUGCUCAUUUGCAACCUUAGCAUUAUUAGGUUCUUACACCAUCCAGUCUGAGCUGGGGGACUACGACCCAGAACUCCAUGGUGUGGAUUAUGUUAGUGAUUUUAAACUGGCCCCAAAUCAGACCAAGGAACUUGAAGAAAAGGUCAUGGAACUGCAUAAGUCAUACAGGUCCAUGACUCCAGCUCAAGCUGACUUGGAAUUUCUUGAGAAUGCCAAAAAGUUGUCUAUGUAUGGAGUUGAUCUUCAUAAAGCAAAGGACUUGGAAGGAGUGGAUAUCAUCCUGGGUGUCUGCUCUAGUGGGCUUCUGGUUUACAAAGAUAAGCUGAGAAUUAACCGCUUUCCUUGGCCUAAAGUGCUGAAGAUUUCCUACAAACGUAGCAGUUUUUUCAUCAAGAUUCGGCCUGGAGAGCAAGAACAGUAUGAAAGUACCAUUGGAUUCAAGCUUCCCAGUUACCGAGCAGCUAAGAAAUUAUGGAAAGUCUGUGUAGAACAUCACACAUUUUUCAGACUGACAUCUACAGACACCAUUCCCAAAAGCAAAUUUCUUGCUCUGGGAUCCAAAUUUCGAUACAGUGGCCGGACCCAAGCUCAGACUAGACAAGCUAGUGCUCUCAUUGACAGGCCUGCCCCACACUUUGAGCGUACAGCGAGCAAACGGGCAUCUCGGAGCCUUGAUGGAGCAGCAGCUGUUGAUUCAGACCGGAGUCCUCGGCCCACCUCUGCACCAGCCAUUGCUCAGGGUCAGGUCACAGAAGGCGGUGUCCCAGGGGCACCUGUCAAAAAGGUGGUGGUCCCUAAAGCACAGAAGGAAACAGUGAAGGUUGAAGUGAAAAAGGAAGAAGAACCACUUGAGCAAGCUGAGCCAGAACCCACAGAAGCCUGGAAGGUGGAAAAAACCCACAUCGAGGUCACAGUACCCACCUCAAAUGGUGACCAAACACAGAAGCUUGCAGGAAAAACUGAAGAUCUGAUAAGAAUGAGGAAGAAAAAGAGAGAAAGACUAGAUGGUGAAAACAUUUAUAUCAGACAUAGCAAUUUAAUGUUGGAGGAUUUAGACAAGAGUCAAGAAGAGAUCAAAAAGCAUCAUGCCAGCAUCAGUGAGCUGAAAAAGAACUUCAUGGAGUCUGUACCAGAACCACGGCCUAGCGAAUGGGAUAAACGUUUAUCCACUCACUCUCCCUUCCGAACUCUUAACAUCAAUGGGCAAAUCCCCACAGGAGAAGGAAGGAUAAAUGACAUUCGCACAGAGGAGGUGGCUGUCGUGACAAAAGGGCCAUCUACUAACUCAGACUCUGAAUGGGAGGGCCUGGAGCAAUCAGUAGCUCCUAGUAAGAGCCAGAUGCCCACCCCGUCGGGGUCUCCACAAAGCUUUGCCUUGGGCUCCCUCUCCAUAAGCAGCGAGGAGACCGAAGAGAAGGAACAGGGGGCAGCUGGCUAUCUUGAUACUGAGGAGCUGCCUAGAGGCCCAAAUGGGGAAUGUGUAGGAGUGGAGGGACAGGCCAGUGCCUUAAAGUUCUCAGUAGCACCAGCUUCCGGUCAGCUGCAACUUGGUGAAAAAAAGUCAGAGAAUAGAGAAGAACCAGGAGAACUACUUGGAAACCAAAAUGGAUCAUUUCUUGACUCUCGUGUGGGUAACCAGUUCCCCACCCUCAUUCGAAGUUUCCAGCCUCCCCUGGUGAAGACUCAAACUGUCACCAUCUCCGAUACUGCCAAUGCUGGGAAAAGUGAAAUCCCAACCAAAGACGUUCCUAUUGUCCACACUGAGACCAAGACCAUCACUUAUGAGGCUGCCCAGACUAACGACAACAGUGAGGACUUGGACCCAGGAGUUUUGCUGACAGCUCAGACCAUCACAUCCGAGACCACAAGCAGCACCACCACAACUCAGAUUACCAAGACUGUAAAAGGUGGGAUUUCAGAGACACGGAUUGAGAAGAGGAUUGUGAUCACAGGAGAUGCUGAUAUUGACCAUGACCAGGUCCUUGUACAAGCCAUCAAGGAGGCAAAGGAGCAGCACCCAGACAUGUCAGUGACCAAGGUGGUCGUUCAUCAGGAAACCGAGAUUGCUGAGGACUGAGCUCAGGAAUUAUCUUACCCCCAACUCCCUGCCCUUCUCUCCUUCAAAAGAAACCAGCAAAAUGAUAAAGAAGCUAACCUGCAAUAGACUUCAGACUUUCAAGAUUAUUCUAAACCACCAGAAAAUUAAUUUCAUUUUCUAUUUGGAGUUUAUACCAAGAGAUUCUUCUAGAUAUCACUGAUCCUUUUGAAGACUUCUUUCUAUAUUAUGGUAUCAGAAAUUCUUCAACUUUUCACUCUAUGGAUUGUUUUAAAAGAGUGGUUUUUUACAGGGUGGUUUGUGACCCCUUCCACCUACCCUCUGCCAUUUCCAACCCCAGUACUGACAGAGUCCAUAAGAUUCUUCAGGAAAUCUUCUCAAGACUCUGUCACCUGUGUUGGAGGCCAAAGCCAGCUCAAUGGAACUUCUGUGUUUUACCCUCUUUGGAUGACAGCAGAAACUUUAUGAACCAGUUCUCUCUCACAGCCAAUGAUGUAACUUUACCAGAAUGUCAGACAGGGAGACUGCCCUGACCCACAGACCCCAGAAAAAUGUCCCUGUCCCCCCUGAGGGUGGUUUUGGUAAGGCCGAGACCUCUGCUAAGAAUGUAGUAUUGUUUUCCCUUCCUCCCUCCUGUUCUUUCUUUUUAGAGCUUCUUUGGGUCAAAGACAUAGGUUGCUUUAGUUAUAUCUGAUACUGUGAAUGUUUCAUAUCCGUGGCCUUCACCUCUCCAUCUGCCCUUUUACCUCAUCAGAAGCAGCAGCUCCACUGAGUGCUCCCCCCAGCUCCCAUCUCAGGAGAUCAAAACUCACGGGAAAGUAGGCACUGUUGGCCAAAAGCUCUAAUGAAACAUCUUCAGUGGUGAUUCGGAGAAGGAAAGUUAAUGAGGUUUUUAAAAUAAGGUUUUCUAGUUUUGAAAGUGUGUACUUCACACAGGGGAAUGGUGGAGUUUACCUCGAUGGGAUCCUAAGAAGUAUUUCCAGGUGAUUAUCCCUGGGCUUUCUUUCAUCCCAGAUGAUAAGAAAUGUGGCUCUGUUGUGUUUUUUGACUUAUCUUCUUGCAACUGGCACCUGCUGAGGACAGCCUUCUGGAACAAGGGGAUUGGCUUCUAGCAGCAUCCUCCCCACAAUUAUACCACACAAGGGGCAUGAGCCCCAACACCAUUCCCCACUUACCAUCUGAAGUCUGUCAGGUUUUGUGUAGGCUUGAAUUUGUGGUGGGGUUUGGACUUAGUUUCUCUUCUAUUUUUUGUCUUUUUUUCUUGGUUUUGAAAAUGAGGACUGAUAUCCCUGAUUCCCCAUAAGGAUUUGGGGACAUUUUUAUUCACUAGGGCUUCUCUGAUCCAGCUUGUUUCCCACAAAUAGAUCUGCCUGGAGGCUUCUUAGAAUCCUAAUUCUAGGCUAGAAGUGAAUUUCAUGAGACAGACAGUGGGUCAUGGACAGUGGUCCCUGAGGGCUCAAGUGCAGUGAACAAGAGAGAAAUCUUAACUAACCUCUAUCCUGGCUGGGCACGAUGGCUCACUCCUGUAAUCCUAGCACUCUGGGCGGCCAAGGCAGAUGGAUCGCCUGAGCUCAGGAGUUUGAGACCAGCCUCAGCAAGAGCAAGACCCCUGUCUCUACUAAAAAUAGAAAACUCGUCUGGUAUUGUGGCGGUGUAGGCCCAGCUACUUGGGAGGCAGAAGCAAGAGGAUCUCUUAGCUCAAGAGUUUGAGAUUCCUGUGAGCUGACACACAGCACUCCACCUAAGUCAGCAGAGUGAGAAUGUCUCAAAAAUAAACAAAAAAACCUCUGCUCCCAACAGUGGGAGCCAGCAGCAUGUGUCCAAAAUCUCUACUAGAGGACUCUUGUUUGGUUUAGACAAACUCAGCUGGUUUGAACUGAUUUCAGGUGUGUGCAUUUUUCUUUACACCCAGGUGAGAACUGUUACUGCUAAUAGUCUGGAAGGGAGGAACACAGCGGGGAUGUGGGGCAGACCUGGGAGAAAGGAGAUUGUCUUAUCUCAGGAACUAGAGCCCUGGGCGCCCAAAGCUGAACCCUGUGGAAUGAAGUAGAUGGGGGAAAGGGAGAAGGCACAGUGCAGCUAUUUAAAAAUUCAGCGGACUAAAUAUUCUAUGCUAUGCAGGUCAGUGUGGCAGUUUUCACAGCACGAGACCAUGAAAUGGGGGGCUAAACUUUCCCUCAGCUCUGUUACCAACUCAAUCCUCUCUACUUCCUUUUCUGAAAAUUGGACCAGAAGAACUCUUAAUUCCCUUCCAGCUCUGAGAAGCCAUGAUUUGGACAAGUCCAAUACAACUGGUGUCCUUCCAGGCCGCUUCCCCUUUCCUCGGUCUCUGGCAACAGAUCUGGGAUUGGCGAUUGUUUAGAUUUUUUUUCCUUUCUGCAGUUGUGUGUAUGUGAAAAAAACAGACUCUGUCCAGAUAGAAAUGGUGACGAGGGGGAGGAGAGUUACAUUUCCAGGGUCAGAAGCUUGGCAACAAUUUUCCUAAAGUGACUCAGACACACCACAGUAACAACUCUCACUGCAGUUUUAUUUUCACUUCAGAAAUAAAAAUUUAUUCCAAGCCACGUGAGGUCUCUGGCAUCCACCCACAAAGUAAGACCUGUAUUUAUAAGCUGGGGGCUCAGGGAGCCUAACUGCAGGGACCUGUCAGGGCACCUGCACCCCCCAGGCCCAUCGCUAUGUUGGGGGCCUGCUGAGCAGCUGGGGGUGAGGAGAUGACAGUCCACCUUGGAAAUGGAGCCAGAGCUGUGUAACCAGCCCCCCUUGAUGCUCAUGGGAAAUCUCUGCCCAGGAUCUCAACCCCAGGCUGGAUGUUUUUACAAAUCUCUCUUAAAUGUAUUAUUUUGGUGACAAAAAUGAAGGAGCUUUGUAAAUUUUUUAAAAAUUAUGAAUCACAUUGAGUAGUUUACAUUUCUUGACAAAAUAGAAGCUAUGACAGCAGAAUCAAAUUGGCAAAAUCCUUAGAUCAAGUAGGCAAUAGUUGGGUCUGCUGUUUUGGCCUUUUGUAGUAAGAAAAGUGGCUGUAGUGUUUAGAUAUGUGUUUGGUCUUGCUUCUUGUAUUGCAUUUUUCAAUAAAC